Molecule: messenger RNA, 1151 nt
Organism: Salvia miltiorrhiza (redroot sage)
Lineage: Eukaryota; Viridiplantae; Streptophyta; Magnoliopsida; Lamiales; Lamiaceae
Exons: 5
Coding region: 138-767 (209 amino acids)
Source: RefSeq, a predicted model, not a curated record
UGUUCUUGUCUAACAAACAAACCGAACGGGCCCUACAAAAAAACAAAGUUGUAUGAGAAAUCGCAUAUCCUAAAACCCCGAGGGCGAGGGUUUAAAGAAGUAGAAGCAAUGAAUAUCCAACAAUCAACAUUAACAUAAUGAUCCGAUCAAUUCUCUCAUCUCCCUGCCGCCGGAAUCUCUCUCCGUCUAAUCUCCGCCGCAUCUCUACCACGCCGCAUCUCAGCUUCUCAUGGAUGGACAAGGUCAAAGGAGUUCUUGGCCAGAAGACCGAAUCGCCAUCCUCACAAUCGGCCCAAUCAUUUACCCUUCUACGAUUUGCGGAGGAGAUGAGGAAGGCAAGGAAAUUGGGGACUUUGAAGCAGUUCGUAGUUGGGCGAAGCAGCGAGGCGACUUUUGGUGAUGCCUUUGAGAAGCAAGAGGCCAUUAUUCGAUACCUAGGCGGUGUUGAUCCUACUGGGGAGAAAAUCGAAACCCGUCACAAGCAGGAUGCAGCGAAACAAUGUAAUUGCACGCUGACAGAAGUUGAGAAUACCUUAGCUAAGUUUACAUGGGCCAAACAAGCGCAGGGAAAGCUUGAACAACUUCAUGCAGAAGGCAAACCUAUACCAACGAGCAUGGCCGAGAUUCAGAAAUUGAUGGGAUCAUCUCCAUUGGAUCAUGCAAGAUCAAACAUGGCCAAAAGUGGGAAAACAAGUAGGAAUUCACCCUGCCCAUGUGGUUCUAAGAAGUUGUACAAGAGGUGCUGCGGCAAGGACAAGAGCAGUUGAGUGCGGGAAUCCGUUGCAACUUGGGUUGUUGAGUUGAGGUGCAGGCAGUGGAAAAGAAGAAGCUGUGUUAGAACUUGCUUUGGAAGUGUGAGGCAUUGAAGCUGUUGUGAACUAACUUUCUCAUUUCUGCAGAAGAACUUGCUUUGGAAGUGGGUUGGCCAUGGCAGUAGCAUUACUAGAAUACAAAACCAUUUUUUAGAGGGUUUAUUUCCAAAAUAAGAUUCACUGUUUGUUUGGAGGGUUUUGGAUCCUAAUUUUGACCCGUCUCAUCUCGUUUUAGUUGUUGUGUUUGUAUCUUUCUAACUGAAACUUGUUUCAACAUUUUUUUUUACUUUGACAGUAUUUAUUAACGUACAAGUUAAAGAGGAAAAAGACUUUAUUUUA